Messenger RNA from Papaver somniferum (opium poppy), 1109 nucleotides. RefSeq names its product probable ribonuclease P/MRP protein subunit POP5. The record is from RefSeq and is a predicted model, not a curated record. Gene Ontology annotation, biological process: tRNA 5'-leader removal. Lineage: Eukaryota; Viridiplantae; Streptophyta; Magnoliopsida; Ranunculales; Papaveraceae. Bases 459 to 923 code for a protein of 154 amino acids. Gene Ontology annotation, molecular function: ribonuclease P RNA binding. Gene Ontology annotation, cellular component: ribonuclease P complex. The transcript is spliced from 6 exons.
UUCAACCUUUGAAACGUACCACAAAACUAACCAAACAACGAGGGGCGUUUUUUUUGUUCAGAAACCUACCGAUUUCUAAUUUUAACCUUCUCUUUGAAUCCGCUCUUACAUUCACAAUUACAGUAUUCAACCCGUAGGAAGAACAACACUGUGAUUCUGAAGCUGAUUCGAGCUUACACAAAUAAAGCCGGAUUAACCUAGCUUCAAAUCAUUUCCAAUUGCAUUCACAAUCACCAGCAAACAAACAAUUUUCUGUCAGAACUGUUACAGGUGAACCGGAUCAGAGUGACAAAUAAAGCAUUACAUCUCAAGUGUUUCAAAUAAAUUCUGGUGAUUGAUGUGCCAUGGGAUUUUUGUCUCCAGAAUUUGGUUCAGUGCCGUUGAAGAGGGGUUCUGUUAUACCGUCUUAUCAAUUUAUAUCUGCUACUUUUGCUUACAUAUACUUCUAAAGGAUUAUUAUGGUGGGUUUUAGAAAUAGAUACUUGGUAAUGGAGGUAUUCUUGGAUCCAAGUAAAGACCUCGGCAAGGAGGAUCCUAUUAUAAUUAGCCAGUUUAAUAUAUUAAAAGCAAUUAAAGACAGCAUUCUUGUAAACUUUGGAGAAUGUGGUUUAUCCGCGUCUCUUGGAUCAUUACAGGUGAAGUAUGUAAACCCCAUAACAAAAGUGUGUAUAAUAAGAGCUGCAAGAGAAGAACACCAGAAGGUUUGGUCUUCAAUCACAAUGAUCAGGAGUAUCGGAAAUUGUCCAGUGAUAUUCAGCUUACUGGACUUGAGUGGAAGUAUCAAGGCAUGUAAAGCUGCAGCCUUCAAGUAUGAUGAAGCAAAAUUUGAACAGUACAAACAAGUGAUGGGAGAUCGACUCACACCUGACAUUAGUCAACAGAUGCAUAAUUUUCUUGCAAAAAUUCAACUAUUGGAGCACUGAGCAAACCUUUAGAGAGACGGCUCUUGCUUUCAAGAAUUGAUUCAAGGAAUGAGAAAGAGAACUGUAAACCAGACUAUUUUUUAAUACAAAUAUUUAUUCUGGGUAAACCAGGCCGUUGUGUUUUAAUGUGAGAAAAUUUCUUCAUUGCUUGUUAACUUUUUGAUAUUCCCUACAGUUGACUUUGGG